AUGGGGAUUGACGAAGCAGGUCGAGGGCCAGUGAUCGGACCUAUGGUCUAUGGUGCUUGCAUUAUCUGCUCGAAGCGAAACAAUGAGCUCAAGGAGAUGGGGUUUGCCGACUCCAAGACCUUGACGGAGGAGAAGCGCGAAGUGCUGUUUGAAAGGAUCAAGGAGAGCAAUGUUCUUGGGUGGCUGGUGGAGGUCUUAUCAGCGAAGCAGCUGUCUGGGAGUAUGCUUCAAAGAGCCCCGUACAAUCUCAACGCAAUCUCGCACGAUACAGCUAUAGGGAUGAUCAGAAAGGUGUUGGCAGCGAACUUCAACCUUAAGAAGGUGUUCGUGGAUACCGUUGGCGAUCCAGAACGCUAUGAAUCGAAGCUGAGCAGUCUUUUCCCCUCAAUUGAGUUUGCUGUACGAAAGAAGGCAGAUAGCUUGUUUCCUGUCGUCAGUGCAGCCUCGAUCUGCGCUAAAGUCACGCGCGAUCGGUGUGUGAGAGAUUGGCAAUUUAAGGAGACGGGGGUUUCGUUUUCCACAGACUAUGGAUCAGGAUACCCAUCAGAGCCGCAGGUUUUCGGCUACCCAGACCUCGUAAGGUUUAGCUGGUCAACGACCAAGAAGAUCAUAGAAACACAGGGCGAGAGUUUUGAAUGGGAAGCAGAUGAGAUGGAGGAAGACCAAUCUCAGAGCAAGAUCAACGGGUUCUUCACGACACAAGCAGGUUGGCUCCAAAUGUUUUAG
Guillardia theta CCMP2712 is the source of this 726-nucleotide messenger RNA. RefSeq names its product ribonuclease H2 large subunit (gene RNH2A). Gene Ontology annotation, cellular component: ribonuclease H2 complex. Bases 1 to 726 code for a protein of 241 amino acids. The record is from RefSeq and is a predicted model, not a curated record. Gene Ontology annotation, biological process: DNA replication, removal of RNA primer; mismatch repair. Gene Ontology annotation, molecular function: RNA-DNA hybrid ribonuclease activity; RNA binding. The transcript has 6 exons. Lineage: Eukaryota; Cryptophyceae; Pyrenomonadales; Geminigeraceae.